Grammomys surdaster is the source of this 2031-nucleotide messenger RNA. It is a transcript of the gene Foxa3, whose product is annotated as forkhead box A3. The transcript has 2 exons. Gene Ontology annotation, molecular function: transcription factor binding; protein domain specific binding; RNA polymerase II cis-regulatory region sequence-specific DNA binding. Lineage: Eukaryota; Metazoa; Chordata; Mammalia; Rodentia; Muridae. Bases 117 to 1178 code for a protein of 353 amino acids. Gene Ontology annotation, biological process: cell differentiation; regulation of transcription by RNA polymerase II; anatomical structure morphogenesis. The record is from RefSeq and is a predicted model, not a curated record.
CUCCCGGGCUGUAUGCCUCAGGUCGGAACUCGGGGCUAGUGCCUGUAGAGAGACCGAAGCGCUCGGUUCCCCGAGGGGGGCCGCCGCCUGGGCGUGUGGGGGCGCAGGCCCGGGGGAUGCUGGGCUCAGUGAAGAUGGAGGCUCAUGACCUGGCCGAGUGGAGCUACUACCCGGAGGCGGGCGAGGUGUAUUCUCCAGUGAAUCCUGUGCCCACCAUGGCCCCUCUCAACUCCUACAUGACCUUGAACCCUCUCAGCUCUCCCUACCCUCCCGGAGGGCUUCAGGCCUCCCCACUGCCUACAGGACCCCUAGCACCCCCAACCCCCACCGCGCCCCUGGGGCCCACCUUCCCAAGCUUGGGAGCUGGUGGCGGCACCGGAGGCAGUGCUUCCGGGUAUGGAGCCCCAGGGCCUGGGAUGGUACACGGAAAGGAGAUGGCGAAGGGGUACCGGCGGCCACUGGCCCACGCCAAACCACCAUAUUCCUACAUCUCUCUCAUCACCAUGGCUAUCCAGCAGGCGCCAGGCAAGAUGCUGACCCUGAGUGAAAUUUACCAAUGGAUCAUGGACCUCUUCCCGUACUACCGGGAGAACCAGCAACGUUGGCAGAAUUCCAUCCGGCACUCGCUGUCCUUCAAUGACUGCUUCGUCAAGGUGGCGCGCUCCCCAGACAAGCCAGGCAAAGGCUCCUACUGGGCCUUGCAUCCCAGCUCCGGGAACAUGUUUGAGAACGGCUGUUACCUCCGCCGUCAGAAGCGCUUCAAGCUGGAGGAGAAGGCAAAGAAAGGAAACAGUGCCACAUCCGCCAGCAGGAAUGGUACCAUGGGGUCAGCCACCUCUGUCACCACUACAGUUGCCUCUGCAGUCACCUCCCCAGCUCAGCCCCAGCCUACGCCAUCUGAGCCCGAGGCCCAGAGUGGGGAAGAUGUGGGAGGUCUGGACUGCGCCUCACCUCCUUCGUCCACACCCUAUUUCACUGGCCUGGAGCUCCCCGGGGAACUGAAGUUGGAUGCGCCCUACAACUUCAACCACCCUUUCUCUAUCAACAACCUGAUGUCAGAACAGACGUCAACACCUUCCAAACUGGAUGUGGGGUUUGGGGGCUACUCAGCUGAGAGUGGGGAGCCUGGGGUCUACUACCAGAGCCUCUAUUCCCGCUCUCUGCUUAAUGCAUCCUAGCAGCGCAAUUGGGAACGUGGUGAUGGGGGUUAACUGUAACAGACGCCAUGUUCUUGGGCUCUGAUCUUUGUGGUUACACUUUGCUUGUCCAGUUAAUUAACAUCUUAUUUGGCCUAUUACUGUGAUAUGACCUAAUUGGCUACUGUGGUAACUGCCAUGGACUCUUUGGUGGACCUAGGGUUGGGGUAUUGUGAAGUCAGAUGCGUUUGGGAGUGUUGCGAAGGUGGCCAUGUUGGACAUAUUGUGAAGUUAGACUGGUUUACUAUGAAAGCUGCCAUAUUAACUGAAGCCAUCGGGUGAUUGAUCCACGGGGUGCCUGAUGGUUGCGAUGUUGGAUGACACAUCAUUUGGCCCUUUGGAUGCUGUGAUGGACAUCUUGAUUGACUUUUUGAGUGUGUGACAGUCACACUGUGUGUGUCAGCCACAUCUUCUUUGGCCCAUUGUAUUCUGGGAUCACCUUUUUUUCUUUUCUUUCUUUUUUUUCUUUUCUUUCUUUCUUUUUUUUUUUUUUGGCAGACUUCUUGGUACAGAAGAUGCCAAGUUGGCCAUCAUAUCACAUGGUGUCUUUUUUGACAUUCUGGAUGCACGGAAGGUCACCGUAUUGGCAAGGUGACAUCUUGACAUGCUGUUAUACACCAAGAUGGUCACUACAGGCCUGUUGUCACCAUCUCCUUGGUGGGGGUUGGGUAAGGGGUAGAGGUAAGCAGACCCUGUGACUUUUCUCUGAAGCCCAUCACCAUCCUGUCCGUGAGAAGAGGCUAAUGUGGGUGUAGAGAGUUCCUACUGAGGUCAAGUUCUUGUCUGGAGCUUGGGAUACUGCCUGUGUUUAACCAUUAAAAGGGCAUCGUCUCCA